This is a messenger RNA of Nerophis ophidion (straightnose pipefish), 4812 nucleotides long. RefSeq names its product mitogen-activated protein kinase kinase kinase kinase 4 (gene map4k4). Gene Ontology annotation, biological process: protein phosphorylation. The record is from RefSeq and is a predicted model, not a curated record. Gene Ontology annotation, molecular function: protein kinase activity; ATP binding. Bases 220 to 4185 code for a protein of 1321 amino acids. Lineage: Eukaryota; Metazoa; Chordata; Actinopteri; Syngnathiformes; Syngnathidae. The transcript has 31 exons.
CAGGCGGAGAAGGCGGGGACAGAGGCGCUGUGAGGCGGCCACUGUCACCCGGGUGUCGCGGCGGUGGAGGUUCCACCGGAGGAAGGUCGCCGUCGUCGAGGAGGAUUUAACCACAGAAGAACAUUUAUCUUGUCCUCGACAAAUGAUGACCCGUCCAAUGUUUGCGUGAAGAAGAUUUAAGUUGCCUUGCUGAAUUUCCGCCUUUUACCGCUCCUAAAAAUGGCGAACGAAUCCCCAGCCAAGAGCCUGGUGGACAUCGACCUGGCGGCGCUGCGGGACCCCGCCGGCAUCUUCGAGCUGGUGGAAGUGGUGGGGAAUGGCACCUAUGGACAAGUUUAUAAGGGUCGACAUGUCAAGACUGGACAGCUGGCCGCCAUCAAGGUGAUGGACGUCACCGAGGACGAGGAGGAGGAGAUCAAGCUGGAGAUCAACAUGCUGAAGAAGUACUCGCACCACAGGAACAUCGCCACCUACUACGGCGCCUUCAUCAAGAAGAGUCCACCGGGUCACGACGACCAGCUCUGGCUGGUGAUGGAGUUCUGUGGUGCAGGUUCCAUCACAGACCUGGUGAAGAACACCAAAGGAAACACUUUGAAGGAGGACUGGAUCGCUUACAUCUCCAGGGAGAUCCUCAGGGGCUUGGCACACCUCCACGCUCACCACGUCAUCCACCGCGACAUCAAGGGACAGAAUGUGCUGCUGACAGAGAACGCUGAGGUCAAACUGGUGGACUUUGGUGUGAGUGCCCAGCUGGACAGAACGGUGGGUCGCAGGAACACCUUCAUCGGGACACCAUACUGGAUGGCUCCCGAGGUCAUCGCCUGUGAUGAAAACCCAGACGCCACCUACGACUACCGGAGUGAUCUCUGGUCCUGUGGAAUCACAGCCAUCGAGAUGGCAGAGGGAGCGCCUCCGCUGUGUGACAUGCACCCCAUGAGGGCGCUCUUCCUCAUCCCCAGGAACCCUCCUCCUCGCCUCAAGUCUAAGAAAUGGUCCAAGAAGUUCUUCAGCUUCAUCGAGGGCUGCCUGGUGAAGAACUACACCCAGCGGCCCCCCACGGAGCAGCUCCUCAAGCACCCCUUCAUCCGCGACCAGCCCAACGAGCGGCAGGUGCGCAUCCAGCUCAAGGACCACAUCGACCGCACCAAGAAGAAGCGCGGCGAGAAGGACGAGACCGAGUACGAGUACAGCGGCAGCGAGGAGGAGGAGGAGGAGGCGUCCGAGCAAGAAGGAGAACCCAGCUCCAUCGUCAACGUGCCGGGCGAGUCCACGCUGCGCCGAGACUUCAUCCGCCUGCAGCAGGAGAACAAGGAGCGCUCGGAGGCCAUGCGGCGCCAGCAACUCCUGCAGGAGCAGCAGAUGCGCGAGCAGGAGGAGUACAAGCGCCAACUACUGGCCGAGAGGCAGAAACGCAUCGAGCAGCAGAAAGAGCAGAGGAGGCGGCUGGAGGAGCAACAACGGCGAGAGCGCGAGGCGAGGCGCCAGCAGGAGCGCGAGCAGCGGCGGCGUGAGCAGGAGGAGAAGCGGCGUGCGGAGGAGAUGGAGCGGCGCCGCAAGGAGGAGGAGGAGCGGCGGCGAGCGGAGGAGGAGAAGAGGCGGGCCGACAGAGAGCAGGAGUACAUCCGCCGCCAGCUGGAGGAGGAGCAGAGACACCUGGAGAUCCUGCAGCAGCAGCUGUUGCACGAGCAGGCCAUGCUGCUGGAGUACAAAUGGCGGGAGCUCGAAGAGCGACGCCAAGCCCAAAAGCUCCAGCGGCAGCUUCAGGAGGAGCAGGCCUACCUGCUGACCCUUCAGCAGAACCAGGACCACAACCUGGACCUGGACCUGGACCAGGACGGUACUUGUGAGAAGAAAGUUGAGAUGGUGGUUGAGGCUGACGAGCGGUACCGGAAGAACAUCCAAGGUUCUCCUCAGGCGGCACAAAGCAAAGCGGUCCAGCCCCCGGUGCCGCCGCGCCUUGAGUCCUCGUACCCCAACGGGAACACGGAGGCCAUGAGCCGGCCUGUGGAGGCCCAGGUCUCCGUCAGGACCACGUCCAGGUCGCCAGUGUUGCCGAGGCGGGACUCGCCUCGUCGCCAUGGCAACACGCCACACGGCGGUCAAGUUGUGAAGCGCAACCCCGGCAGCAGCGCCGAGCCUCGGCUGCUGUGGGAGCGGGUGGAGAAGAUGGUUCCCGGCUCUGGCUCCGGCUCCGGCUCUGGCUCCGGCUCCUCUAGCAGUUCUUCCAGCAACUCCAGCUCUCAGGCUGGUUCUCAGUGUGGCUCCAGGGCCCGCACCUCCUCCAAGUCCGAGGGCUCGGCCCCCCAGAGGGCGGACGGUGGCGUGAGGAAGGAGGCGGUCCGGCCCAGCAGACCGGCGGACCUGACGGCACUGGCCAAGGAGCUGCGGGCGGCGGACGACGUGCGCCCCCCCAACAAAGUCACGGACUACUCGUCCUCCAGCGAGGACUCGGACACCACCGACGAAGACGACGACGAAGAGGUGGACCAGGAAGGAGGCGAGGAGUCCACCUCCGGCCCGGAGGACUCCCGAGCCGUGUCCACCCGCCUGAGCAAUGGCGAGACGGAGUCGGUGAAGACGAUGAUCGUGCACGACGAGGGGGAGGGCGACCCGGGCAAGGACAGUACGCUGGUGGUGCGACAGAGCGCAGGGGAUGGCAAAAAGAGGCCGGGCCCCGCCCUACAGAGCCCAGGCUCGCCGUCCAGCCCGCACGCCCCCGGCCCCCACCGCCAUCUUCAUCACCUCCGUCACGCACAUCAUCAUCAUCAUCACCACCAUCAGCAGCAGCAGCCGGACAGGAACGGCUUUGUGGGCCGCAUCCACCUCCUCCCAGACCUGAUCCAGCAGAGCCAUCACUCCUCCUCCCCUUCCUCCUCCCCCUCCUCCUCCGCCUCCACAUCCGCCUCCACCUCGCCCUCCGCCUCCAGCCUGGCCAGCCCCUGCAUGUCCCCCCACAGCCCCCUGGACAAGAUGGCCAUCUUCAUGGAGAGUCAGUCCAGUAACAACAUGCAGAAGCACAAGUCCUCGUCCUCCUUCACGCCGUUCAUCGACCCGCGCCUGCUGCAGGUCUCGCCCUCCGCCGGCAGCGCCCUCAACAACGUGGGCUACGCCAACGACCCGCGGCUGGCGGAGGCGCUGAGGGCCGACCCGUCCCGCAAAGGGUCCGUGGUCAACGUCAACCCGGUCAACACCCGACCACAGAGCGACACGCCCGAGAUCCGCAAAUACAAGAAGAGGUUCAACUCUGAGAUCCUUUGUGCCGCACUCUGGGGCGUGAACCUGCUGGUUGGAACAGAAAGCGGUCUGAUGUUGUUGGAUCGCAGCGGUCAAGGCAAAGUUUACCCGCUCAUCAGCCGACGACGCUUCCAGCAGAUGGACGUCCUGGAGGGACUCAACGUCCUGGUUACGAUAUCAGGCAAGAAGAACAAGCUGCGUGUGUACUACCUGUCCUGGCUGAGGAACAAGAUCCUGCACAACGACCCUGAGGUGGAGAAGAAGCAGGGCUGGACCACAGUUGGAGACCUGGAGGGAUGUGUGCACUACAAAGUUGUGAAGUACGAGAGGAUCAAGUUCCUGGUGCUGGCCUUGAAGAACUCGGUGGAGGUUUAUGCCUGGGCUCCCAAACCAUAUCACAAGUUCAUGGCCUUCAAGUCUUUCGGGGACUUGGUGCACAAACCUCUGCUGGUGGACUUGACGGUGGAGGAGGGUCAGAGGUUAAAGGUCAUCUAUGGUUCCUGCCUGGGCUUCCACGCGGUGGACGUGGACUCGGGGGCGGUCUACGACAUCUACCUGCCCACACACAUCCAGAACCACAUCCAGUCCCACGCCAUCAUCAUCCUGCCCAACACGGACGGCAUCGAGCUGCUGGUGUGCUACGAGGACGAGGGCGUCUACGUCAACACCUACGGGCGCAUCACCAAGGACGUGGUGCUGCAGUGGGGGGAGAUGCCCACCUCUGUGGCUUACAUCCGCUCCAACCAGAUCAUGGGCUGGGGAGAGAAGGCCAUCGAGAUCCGCUCGGUGGAGACGGGCCACCUGGACGGAGUCUUCAUGCACAAGCGAGCCCAGAGACUCAAGUUCUUGUGCGAGAGGAACGACAAGGUGUUCUUCGCCUCAGUGCGGUCUGGAGGCUCCAGUCAGGUGUACUUCAUGACUCUCGGCCGCAGUAACCUGCUCAGCUGGUAGACGCUCUUCCUCCUCCUCCUCUUCCUCCUCUUCUUCCUCCAAGUCCCCCCUCCCCCACCCGGUCAACACUGGAUCUCAGAACCACGUCCCGGGCCGCCGAGAGAACCGCAGACCGGACUCCCACUUUGUGUCGGCAUGGCGAGGAGGACGGCGGCGGCGUGCCAGCGGCGACUCGGGGCCACACGCCGGCUGCCGGAGGAAACAGGAAGCCCAGGGAGGAAACAGGAAGUGGUUGAUUCCGGCGCUCCUGACUGACUUUUAGAACCCUCCUCACUCGUGGAGUCGACGUCGCUAAAUGUUCUCGUGUUGGGACGACGGCCAUCGUCGUGGCGACAAUAAAAGUGGGCGGGGACUCCUGUCAGUGUCGGCUGUGAUUGGACGAGAGGAAGUGAGACGACGUUCUUCUUCCUCGCAUCAGCGUGAAAAUGUGCUGUUGUUCAAUUUCCUUUUUUUGCAUUCAUGUUAUUAUGAUUCUAAUGAAUAGGAUUAGUGUUAUUAAUAUUAUUGUUUUCCACGCACACCAACCACGUCUUCACCGUCUGCUCGCCUCCACCCGCAGUCGUCUGCACACCAAGAAAACAAGUCAAUAAAGUUGUGUAUGUAAAAAAUAAAUAUAUAUAAUAAUGA